Messenger RNA from Penaeus vannamei (Pacific white shrimp), 756 nucleotides. The record is from RefSeq and is a predicted model, not a curated record. NCBI's taxonomy places the organism in Eukaryota, Metazoa, Arthropoda, Malacostraca, Decapoda, Penaeidae.
GAGGUGCUGGCGGAGACGCUGGAGCAGCUGUGGAUCUCGUAUAACAUGAUCGAGAAGAUGAAGGGGGUCGGCGUCCUCAAAAAGCUCAGGGUCCUCUACAUGUCCAACAAUCUGGUCAAGGAUUGGGAGUUUAUUAAACUCACAGAGCUGACUGCGCUGGAGGAGCUCAAUUUUGUAGGUAAUCCGCUAGAGGAGAAGCACACCGGAGAAGGAACAUGGCGGACGGAAGUGGAGCGGAAGUUGACAGGACUGAAGAAAUUAGACGGUUUACCCAUCAUUCGCGAGAUGGACGACGAAGCUAUCAUAGAACAACAGCAGGAACAACAACAACAGCAACAGCAGCAACAACAGUCGGAGAGGAAAGAUUCGACAAGACCUACAACACCAUCGUAGAUUUUUUAUUUAUUUCAGUUGUUCACACGUGGUUUUAUGAAAUGCAUGGCUUACCACGCAUGAAACCACAUUUACCUCAUCGAUGAGUAAGAUAGAAUAACGGUUUUGCGGUCACGUAAACGAAUAAAACAUUUAUAUUGAUUUUAUAUUUUUCCCUACAACUUUUAUAGGCUUACUUCCCACGUGGAUCUCCAUGUGUUUCAUACAUGUUCAGACCAUCGUGAUCUAAUCUUCUUAUGCUGUUCAUUUCUUUCAGCUCAGAACCAUUUGGGAUAAAUUCAAAACUUUUGGGGAAGUUUGACUGAACGAGUAUCCGAUUUAUUAGUAUUAAUAUCAGUAUCACUAGCGAGGUUAUCAUUAUCG